Messenger RNA from Guyanagaster necrorhizus, 1691 nucleotides. RefSeq names its product peptidylprolyl isomerase-like protein 2. Gene Ontology annotation, biological process: protein peptidyl-prolyl isomerization; protein folding; protein polyubiquitination. Bases 28 to 1593 code for a protein of 521 amino acids. The record is from RefSeq and is a predicted model, not a curated record. Gene Ontology annotation, cellular component: catalytic step 2 spliceosome. NCBI's taxonomy places the organism in Eukaryota, Fungi, Basidiomycota, Agaricomycetes, Agaricales, Physalacriaceae. The transcript has 11 exons. Gene Ontology annotation, molecular function: ubiquitin protein ligase activity; peptidyl-prolyl cis-trans isomerase activity.
AUCAAGGCUCUCUUCUUUACUGUCAUCAUGGGCCACGGAAAUUCUGACAAGCUCUAUAUCACUCAUGCCGAACAUACUGGCAUGUUUGGUUCCCAUUCGUCCUCUACAGGCUUCAAGGCCAAGCAAGAAGCGCCUCAUCCAGGAGCAAGGACACCCUUCGACUGCUGUGCUCUUUCUUUUCAGCCAUUCAGUCAUCCUGUCUGUGCUCGAAACUCGGAUGGCACUGGCCAUGUGUUCGAUUUGGUGAACAUCAUUCCCUGGCUCAAACAACAUAACAACACCAAUCCUAUAACGAAAGAACCUCUGAUGCCCUCUGAUCUCAUUACACUGCAUUAUUCUCGCAAGGAGGCAUCUGGAGAGAUCCAUGACCCCAUAUCCUUCAAACCUUUCAGCGAGCACUCUCACAUUGUGGCUAUCGCGACCACCGGAAAUGUGUUUCUUGCUGGGAGCAUCAAGGGUGGAAAGGAUCUUGUUAAUGACGUUCCCUUCAAAAAGACAGACGUCGUGACGCUACAAAACCCCCAUGGACUACCCCCGGCGUCUGUGCCAACUAAAGUCGCAUCAACUUCUUCUGCAUCCACGAAAACUGUUGCUGAAAAGGGCCAGACCAGCGCAGUCCCAGUUAAGACCAAGGAACCGGUACCUUGGAAUAUCUCACCUUAUUCGAAUGGUCUUCCUGGGGCAUCUUUGACCUCCACUUCUGUUGAUCCUCAGUCUGGUCCGACGAACCUUGUGUGGGAUGAGGAAGAAUUGAUGUUCGAAAGCAUAUCAAACCCACUCAAAAACAAAGGCAAAGAAAAGGAUGUAGGUAAACGGCGCGCCUAUGUGCGUGUCGUGACAAGUUUGGGUGGUAGCAGUUUGAAUUUGGAGUUGUACUGCGAAAAAGCCCCGAAAACAUGUUAUAACUUCCUAAUGCUUGCGAGGGCCGGAAAGUAUGAUAAUUGUCUAUUUCACCGUUUGGUCCCAGGUUUCAUGAUUCAAACUGGUGAUCCCAUUGGCACCGGUUCUGGGGGGAAUUCGUACUGGGGCACUCCGUUUCGCGAUGAAUAUGACCUGAAAGGGGCAGCCAGACAUGAUGGUCGUGGUAUUGUAGCUAUGGCUAACAAGGGUGCUGGGACCAAUGGUUCCCAAUUUUAUGUGACUUUCAAGGCUGCCCCCCAUCUUGACAAAAAACAUACCGUUUUUGGGCGAUUGGUUGGUGGAGAAGAUGUUCUCGACGCUUUGGAACGUCUACCGCGCAAAGAGGGUACCGAAAGACCCAGUAAGCCCGUGCGAAUAACGGAAGUUGUCAUUUACCAAGACCCCUUUGAGGAGUACAAAACCCGGCUGACGAAGAAGUUGGCGAAACGCGCCGAGACAGAGCAAUAUGGGAAUUCACAAAAAGCCUCAGAGAAGGAGGGCGAUGAUAUCAACUGGUUUGGCAAGCGAGUAGGUACGAAUAGUACCAUCUUUGAGUCUGGGGACACUGGAACGGGUGUUGGAAAGUAUCUGAACUCGGCGAAAAGACCAAGUGAACCCCCGGGUAACGGUGGCGGCGUAGACGAGGUGAAGAAGAAGCGCAAAAUUGGCUUCGGGAAUUUUGAGGGUUGGUGAAUGUUACGAGCUUCUUGUGUGAGAUACGAAUUAUUUAGAGUGUAUAUGUAUGAUAUAUGAUACAUUGUCGGUUCGAAUCGUGGAAUGAUCAUGAUGGC